Molecule: messenger RNA, 393 nt
Organism: Candidozyma duobushaemuli
Lineage: Eukaryota; Fungi; Ascomycota; Pichiomycetes; Serinales; Metschnikowiaceae
Exons: 1
Coding region: 1-393 (130 amino acids)
Biological process (GO): nucleosome assembly
Cellular component (GO): nucleosome
Molecular function (GO): DNA binding; protein heterodimerization activity; structural constituent of chromatin
Source: RefSeq, a predicted model, not a curated record
AUGGCCCCUAAAGCAGAGAAGAAGCCCGCCUCUAAAGCCCCAGCUGAGAAGAAGCCAGCCGCCAAGAAGACCGCCUCUUCCGGUGAGCCAAAGAGAAAGACCAAGACCAGAAAGGAGACUUACUCUUCUUACAUUUACAAGGUCUUGAAGCAGACCCACCCAGACACUGGUAUCUCCCAGAAGGCUAUGUCCAUCAUGAACUCUUUCGUGAACGACAUCUUCGAGAGAGUCGCCUCCGAGGCCUCCAAGUUGGCUGCUUACAACAAGAAGUCCACCAUCUCCGCCAGAGAGAUCCAGACCGCCGUCAGAUUGAUCUUGCCAGGUGAAUUGGCUAAGCACGCCGUCUCCGAAGGUACCAGAGCUGUCACCAAGUACUCCUCUGCUGCCAACUAA